This is a messenger RNA of Sinocyclocheilus grahami, 1270 nucleotides long. RefSeq lists its product as uncharacterized. Lineage: Eukaryota; Metazoa; Chordata; Actinopteri; Cypriniformes; Cyprinidae. Bases 1 to 795 code for a protein of 264 amino acids. Gene Ontology annotation, molecular function: aspartic-type endopeptidase activity. The transcript is spliced from 5 exons. Gene Ontology annotation, biological process: proteolysis. The record is from RefSeq and is a predicted model, not a curated record.
AUGGCAAUGACUGACAUCAUUUCCUAUUGUGUGCUGUGCCCCAUACAGCAACCCCACAGCAUCGUUCAGCGCCGUCUCCUGGAGGGCAACAUUUCACGUUUGCGUGGAGAGGCCCGGGACGUCCCAUCUCAUGUUCGCUCACCCCUGGCAGACAGCAAAGAGGGCGGCGAGCCAGAGGAGAGGAGCGAGAGCACGGUGGAUGACUCCACAGAAGAGAGGGAGUCUCCAGAGGAGAGCGAGAAGAGCCUGAGGUCUGAUGAGGACGAGGAUGAUGAAGAUGAAGGGGACAGCAGCGAUGCAGGUGGAAAGACAGAGUCCAAGCAGAAAAAUGAAAUGGAAGAGGAGAGGAAGAAAGUCCUCAAAGAGGAUGAGAGAGCAUCCACCCUCUCAGCUCUAGUGGUCCAGUGUAAGUGCGGAGAUGCAGAAGUGAUGUUAUCCAUAAACACAGGGUGCCAAUACAACCACAUCUCUAAAACAUGCUGCAGACGACUUGGAUUGAAAACCAACCUUGAAGACAAACUUCAUGACAAGCUGCCACUCAGUGAUUUGACAGUGGAGACAGUGAAGUCCCUGCACCUGCAGCUGGGCAGAGAAAGAGUGCAAUGCACUGCCCAGGUCAUAGAGGACGCCACAUUUGAGGUGUGUCUGGGUCUACAGACUCUGCUGGAACUCAAAUGCUGUGUGGACCUGAACUCCAGAGUGCUCCGGCUCCACAGCACAGAGCAGGAGCUUCCCUUCCUGGAUCCACCUGCUUGCAGCCAGUGCCAUCACCAUGACAACAACAAAAACAUGUGACCUCGGACCUACGUGCCCAAUAGACGCCAUGACCGUACCCAUGUAAUCAGAGAGGAAGUCGCCAGAAGGACGCCUGCAUCUGGACUGUAGUGUUCCCUUGUGCCAGAUCAACAUAGACAGGCCUCUCCUCUCUCAUCUUUCCUUCUUUAUUCUUCGUUGUUUGCUUCUGUGCUAUUACAGAAAUCUGCCAACUAUGAUUUUAUAUUAUUAUUUGCUGUGCUGAAUUAGUUUUGAUUAAAUGUAAUAAAGCUCAGGAGGAGGAAGAUUGUGUUCUGACAUUUUAAAACUGCCUUCAUCGAAAUGAAAAAUGGGGUGCACAGCUAAUCCUUAAGAAAUUGAACUGCUUGAAGAUUGAUGAGUAAUAUUCUCUAACUUGUGAUUUUAAUUACAAUCAAAGUAAAUUAUAUUCUUAUACAUUAAUGUAACAGAGAGUCUCCUACACAAUCACCAAAACUGAUUUUAUACUUUUAAAUGU